This is a messenger RNA of Racocetra persica, 202 nucleotides long. The record is from the annotation of a GenBank genome assembly. Lineage: Eukaryota; Fungi; Glomeromycota; Glomeromycetes; Diversisporales; Gigasporaceae.
UUACAAUCACUACAAUAAUAAUACAGAGUGCCGCGAUAACAUGAAGGACAAGUAUAUAGCUCACAAUGUUCACCAGCAAAGCAACCAUUGCAGUCACAAUCUGCGCAUUGAUUUAGGGGAUCCUCCACAUCGUGCACAAGAAUCAUUAUUUUGUGAUUGUGAAGGACAUGUUAAUCCUCCACAUUGUGCACAAGAAUCGUGA